Molecule: messenger RNA, 1170 nt
Organism: Zasmidium cellare ATCC 36951
Lineage: Eukaryota; Fungi; Ascomycota; Dothideomycetes; Mycosphaerellales; Mycosphaerellaceae
Exons: 2
Coding region: 1-1170 (389 amino acids)
Biological process (GO): NADPH regeneration
Cellular component (GO): cytoplasm
Molecular function (GO): oxidoreductase activity; nucleotide binding
Source: RefSeq, a predicted model, not a curated record
AUGGCUACCAAGCUCCGCGUGGGCAUUCUCGGCGCUGGCGAAGUGGCACAGGUCUGCCAUCUGCCGGUCUUGGGAUUGCUGAGCCAUUUGUACGUGGUCACGGCAAUAUGUGACAUUUCCGCAAAGAAUGUCGCUCAUACGGCAGCCAAGUUUCAUAUUCCACUGGCAACUACAAACCCGCGAGACAUCUUCCAGAGCCCGGACGUCGAUGUCGUUUUCGUUCUUACGUCCGACGAGUUCCACGAAGAAUAUGCCAUCGCGGCCCUCCGAGCGGGCAAGCACGCCAUGGUCGAGAAACCGCUCACGCUGUCCGUCGAUUCCGCCAGGCGAAUUGCUGCUGUUGAAGCCGCUGCAGGAGGACCCCGUGUCUUUGUGGGCUACAUGCGCCGAUACGCCAAAUCGUUUACACAGACCUUCAAGCGCGAGGUGGCGAGCAUCCCUCGCAUUCUCUACGCAAGAUCUAGGGACUUCAGCGGGCCCAACUCCAAAUUUGUCGACGAGUCGGGCACGUUUGCGGUCAGGAACACGGACUUCCCGGCUGAUGCUAGCAAAGCCCGCUCGCAGAAGCUGGAUUUGCUGUAUCGCGAAGCCUUCCCAGAUCACACUGGUUCACUGACCAACCAACACGUCAAGUACUGCCGCUUCCUCGGAAGCCUUGGAUCCCACGACAUCUCGCUCAUGAGAGAGGCACUUGGGACGCCAGACUCUGUCGGCGGUGUUUCUGUCAACAGCCCUUUCUACUCCGCCAUCUUCAACUACCACAAUCGGACCGGAGGCCGGGAGCCCUUCGCCGUGACGUACGAAUCUGGCAUCGACGCCGUGCCGGAAUUUGACGCACAUCUGGCCGUGUACGGAGAGAAGAAACGGGUCACGAUCAAGUACGAUUCGCCGUACGUCAAAGGACUUCCGAUCAAAGUCGUUGUGCAGGAGCUCAAUGAAGCCGGGGAAAUGCAGACGAGGGAGAUGUUGGGCUCGUAUGAAGACGCAUAUACCUCCGAGCUGCUGGACUUGCACCAGUGCCUCACGCAAGACGGAGAGAUCAAGACGUCUUUGAGCGAUGCGAUCCAGGAUCUACAGAUCUUCGACGGAAUGUAUCGCAGUUGGAUGGCUUCACAUACCGAGCCCUUGGCUCAUGGAGUCUCCAAUGGAACUUUGAGCAACGGGCAUUGA